Messenger RNA from Elaeis guineensis (African oil palm), 2684 nucleotides. Its product is annotated as serine/threonine protein phosphatase 2A 55 kDa regulatory subunit B beta isoform. Gene Ontology annotation, cellular component: protein phosphatase type 2A complex. The record is from RefSeq and is a predicted model, not a curated record. Gene Ontology annotation, molecular function: protein binding; protein phosphatase regulator activity. Lineage: Eukaryota; Viridiplantae; Streptophyta; Magnoliopsida; Arecales; Arecaceae.
GCUGCAUCAGGGAGGAGGGGAGUAAUUACGUGGGCUGGUUCAGCAAACCCUCUUCACUGGCACUUCAGAGCCCAUUUCAUAUGAACUCUGGUCCACCAGGAAUCUACCUUCCGUCCCCACCAAGGAGCGAGGGGGGGAGAGAGAGGGGCUUCGAUGAUUAAUUAAUUAACAAGAGGAGAAGAAAGGGAAAGAAAGGCGAUGCCCUCGCUAGGGCGAAAGAAGAGGGAGGAGAUAUAGAGAGAGAGAGAGAAAGAGCUAUUAUACAUUUCUUUUUUCUUCUCCGUCGUACCAGACUGUUGUCUCCGCCCUCAUCUGGUCGAAACCCUCGUCCGAUGGCGGAAUCCAGAAGCGGCCCCUUCGUGAUUCCAUUGAGGAGCUGUCCCGACCGUUGAUCUCCCUACGAUCUCCGUCGGAUCGUUUAUGCCGGUGGGCUCCUGUGCCGAUCUUGACGGAAUUCUGGUGGGAGGAUGAACAGGAAUGGAGCGGAGGAGGCCGGGCGGCCCUCGGCGUCCCCCCCCCCGCCCUUGGAAUGGAAAUUCUCGCAGGUCUUCGGCGAACGGACAGCCGGAGAGGAGGUCCAAGAAGUUGAUAUUAUAUCAGCAAUAGAAUUUGAUAAAUCCGGAGAUCAUCUUGCUACUGGAGAUCGAGGAGGGCGCGUGGUUCUAUUUGAAAGGACAGAUGUUAGGGAUCAUGGAUCUCGAAGGGAUCUUGAGAGGCAAGAUUAUCCAAUUAGCAGGCAUCCUGAGUUUCGCUACAAAACAGAGUUUCAAAGCCACGAACCUGAGUUUGACUAUCUUAAAAGCUUGGAAAUAGAAGAGAAGAUCAACAAGAUUAGGUGGUGCCAAACGGUCAAUGGUGCUCUUUUUCUUCUUUCUACUAACGACAAGACAAUUAAAUUCUGGAAGGUCCAGGAAAAGAAGGUGAAAAGAAUUUCUGAGAUGCAUAUGGAUGCUUCGCAACCUUUAGGAAAUGGUAGCAUUGCUAGCUCAAGUUCAGCUAGUUCCAGAGUGUUUCUUCCAAAUGGUGGAUGUUCUGAAAGCCCCUGCAGCUAUCUGAGUAGUGACUUCUCAUUCCCUCCUGGAGGGUUUCCAUCGCUACAUUUGCCUGUGGUAGUGACGAGCCAAGAGGCAAGCCUUGUUGCCAGAUGUCGAAGGGUAUAUGCUCAUGCUCACGAUUAUCACAUCAACUCUAUUUCAAAUAACAGUGAUGGUGAGACAUUUAUAUCAGCAGAUGAUCUGCGCAUAAAUCUUUGGAAUUUGGAAAUUAGCAACCAGAGUUUUAACAUUGUUGAUGUGAAGCCUGCAAAUAUGGAGGACCUAACUGAGGUGAUAACAUCUGCUGAGUUCCAUCCAACACAUUGUAACAUGCUAGCAUACAGUAGUUCAAAGGGUUCAAUUCGGCUCAUUGAUUUGCGACAGUCGGCAUUAUGUGAUAAGCAUUCUAAGUUGUUUGAGGAACAUGCAGAACCUAGUCCAAGGUCCGUAUUUACCGAUAUUGUUGCCUCAGUUUCAGAUAUAAAAUUUGCAAAGGAUGGAAGGCACAUCCUUAGUCGUGAUUAUAUGACUCUUAAGCUAUGGGAUAUAAAUAUGGAUUCAGGCCCUGUUGCAACUUUCCAGGUCCAUGAAUAUUUAAGGCCAAAGUUGUGUGAUUUAUACGAGAAUGACUCAAUUUUCGACAAAUUUGAGUGCUGCUGGAGUGGAGAUGGACUGUGGGUAGCCACUGGUUCUUAUAGCAAUCUAUUUCGUAUAUUUGGCUGUGUUCCUGGGAGCACUGAAGCAACAACUUUGGAAGCUAGUAGAAAUCCAAUGAGGCGACAAGUUCUAAACCCUGCAAGGCCUGCAAGAUCUCUGGGCAGUUUGACACGUGUUGUCAGAAGAGGAGAAACCCCAGGAGUUGAUGCCAAUGGAAACUCAUAUGAUUUCACAACCAAGUUGCUCCAUUUAGCGUGGCACCCAACUGAAAAUUCAAUUGCCUGUGCUGCUGCAAAUAGCUUGUAUAUGUAUUAUGCAUGAAGAUGGCCCAAGAAAGGGAUGAUCUUGUUAGAUUAUUUUUUUUUUUUAAAUUUUUGGUUUGCUUCUCGUGAAGGCAUUUGAGCUUUCACAUGCAACCAGCAAGAAGGUGCGGGAGGGUGUGCCAUUGCCAUUGAUCAACACGUUUGUUUCAUACCGGGGCCAGAAGAGGCUGUCCGGAUCCAUGAGGAAGCUUUGUUCUGAUUCUUUUAGGGUAAAGAUCAACAUCUUUAAUCACCAAUUGCUUUCUAGAUCCCAUGAUGUGAUUGUCUCUCUCCUACAACUAAUACAAAAAGGCAGUUUCAGGGCCUAUAUCUUAGCUUCCUAGAGGGGCUGUUCUUUUGCUCACCAUGUAAGGGCGUAGGUGCUAGCAUCGUUGUCCAGCAUAUAGGCUUAUGAAUUAUCAUUAUUACUUUUCAUUUCUUCAGUGCUAACCAUAUUUCUUAUUUACUGAAACACAAGCCUCUACUGGACCCUUUGGAUUAUGACCUCUUUGCAGUUAGCUUGUGUUACAAAAAUUUGACGUCUAAUCUUUGUGGGUGUUUAAUUUGUUGAAAUGUCACAAUAAGUAGGCGAGCAUUGCACUCUUAUGUGCUCUUGUAUUUUAUGUCAGGUAUUCUAACAAUUGCCAGGAUCGAUAGUCUACUUAUGAUUCUAUUUAUGCUCGAUAUUCUA